This is a messenger RNA of Limulus polyphemus (Atlantic horseshoe crab), 2956 nucleotides long. RefSeq lists its product as uncharacterized. The record is from RefSeq and is a predicted model, not a curated record. Lineage: Eukaryota; Metazoa; Arthropoda; Merostomata; Xiphosura; Limulidae. The transcript is spliced from 15 exons. Bases 2 to 2956 code for a protein of 984 amino acids.
GAUGUACACAAUCAACCUUCCCAAGAAACUCACUUGUAACGACUGUACAAUUCGUCUGUUACGUCAGGCUAAAGAAUUGGGCAGCCGAUACUUGUUUUGGAGUUGUGCCGACGUAUCUGUGGUUCCAGUAUCCGAGUUCCGCACAAUAUGUUCUAAUCACGGAAAACUAGAAGAAGAACGUUGCGUUUGUAACCGGCUAUUCUCUGGAAAUGUGUGUCAGUACAAGGAUGAGUGCUGGUCAGAUGAGGAUUGUGGGCCUAAUGGCAAUUGCAUCAAUGUAGACAGUACAACAUUUCCCAAGAUGCAGUGCUUCUGUAAAGAAGGAUGGUUUGGAGAAAAGUGCAACAAAGAAUCUCCUGUGAAAUCCGUUAUGGUGGAUUUGAGCAAAUAUUCUAAAAGAGAAUUGUCAGAUGAUUAUACCCUAUACUGGAGAAUCAUUCAGGAAACUGGAGAGAUUGAAGCUGUUCUCAAAGUUAGUGGUACAAGUUUUGUAGCUCUUGGAUGGAGACCUCAAGGUAUUGAAUCUAGCUGUAAGGCGUUUCCUCUGAUCAGAGAUCGUCGCGGUACAUCAUCACUCGAGUCAGAAACAGGCAAGAAAACGAACCUUAUAAAUGGAGAAAAACGUAUAGAGGAGCCUGUUGCUGAACCAACUUCCGAACAGGUUCCUGAAGAAGAUGCACAAAAUCACAACACCCAUGACACACACAAGACCCGAGAAAACAAUAAUCAGGACACUUCUAAACAAGCCACAUCUUCAAACAUCAACAAGGGGCCAAGAGCAAACACCACUCCAGGCCCUUUACCUUCAGCGCCUUUUGGUGGUCCACCCUAUUACUUUCCACCAUCACAAGCUUCGUUGAAUGACCACGGCUUUGGUUUCCCAGCAUCCGGAGAUUCCGAGCAACAAAACUACAAACACAUUAUUGAUGAAAAUGGUAAUUUAAUUGGCAUCACACUAGUGGACAGUCCUCAGAAAGCCCCAGACAGACGCAAUUUUUAUUCUGGGGGCCGUUUCAAACGUGGGGCUCAACAACUUACUGAACCGGAAGCAUCUGUGGAACCGAACGUUUCUGCAGAACCAUCGAAGAGCAAACCAAGUCCAUCAGAGAAAUCUAGUACGUAUCCACAAACGUCUUCCUACACCCCUCGUCAUGAAUUUCACGCCAUGGAUUGUACAGAUAUUGUAAUGGGGGUUGUUCGAGGAAAGGCUAGUCGUAUCUUUGACUAUUACACCCGCGACAGAUCGACACCUCGUGUUGAUUCUUACUAUGGUGGAACAGAUAGUUUGACUGCUGCAGUAGGAGCUGAGGACAAUGGAGUGACCACAGUUUUAUUCCGAAAAAAAAUAAAAGCAAAAGAACUCACUGACCACACCAUUGAGAACAGUUUAAUGAACAUUAUCUGGGCCAAAGGUCAAGAGCCUGGAAAGUACAUCCACCAGCCUAAAACAGGAAUUGAAGCCGGUAACGCCAAGAUAACAGAUUUCUACAGACCUGAUGAGAUUAAAUAUCACGGACAUGGAAAACAGCGGGGAAAGCUUACUCUGAACUUUUUCGAUGGAACAAGUCAACCCUCUGCAGCGACCAUUGCGUCACCUAGUGGCGAGUGGAAAUAUCCUCACAACUGUAUAGAGCAGAGUUGUCAAUAUCACAUUAAAUGGAACAUGGAAACUGAUACUGAUGAUAUCCACUUCGUCAUUCACAGCUCUAAUGGUGACAAGUGGACAGGUGUUGGUUUUUCGAAGAAUCCCAAAAUGCCCAACAGUGACGCCGUGAUAGGGUGGGUGAAUGAAAUCGGCCAAGUGAAUGUCAUUGAUGCAUGGUUAACUGGCUACGAACAUCCACAGUAUGACGACAGCCAGGAUGUUAAAAAUUUCUCUGGCGAGAUAAACGACGGCAAGGUUACGCUGCGAUUUAGUAGGAAAAGAAAGACAGGAGACAACUCCCAAGAUCUCGAUUUUACUUCAAAGGACGGCUUGUACUUCUUAUUUCCUGUAAAAGGUGGAAAUUAUGACGGCGAUAGUCGCAAAAUUCAGUUUCAUGAACAAAUACCUGUGGUAUCUAGUCAGAAAUUUUAUGUAGGGUCUAGCAGUGAACCAGACACAAUAUCAGAACCUGAACCAAGCAGCAAGCCAGAUGCCAAGUCAGAACCUGAACCAACCAGUGAACCUAAUGCAAAAUCUGAACCUGAACCAUCCAGUGAACCAGAUGUAAAAUCAGAAUCUGAACCCACCAAUGAACCUGGUUUCGAGAAAACAAAAGGUUCCUCUGGUCCAUCCACAACUCCUAGUACAAGUACCACCAGGAUUUAUGAAACUACGCCCACCGCUAUUGUCCAUCGUAAGGCUGAGUACAAUGUGGAACUGAAACUGCCACGAGCUUGGAAAAUCGAGUUAGAAGAGGAGGACUCGGAAGAAUAUCGUAAACUUCAGGGGUAUCUUUUAAACAAUGUGUCCUCGGAACUGACGAGUAUAGACGGAUUUAAGGAGGUUAAAGCUGUUGAUCUAAAAAACGUCGAAGCAGAAAACGACACAGUUUUGGUAAAGAUGAUGAUCGUCAUGCUAGAGGAGACCCCAGCUGAAGGAGUUACACCUUCUGAUGAGGAUCUCGUUGCCCACCACAUGUCAGCUUUAACCACCAAGCUCAACAACACCGUCAGCAAAGGAUUUGUUGGUGAUCUGGAGGUUGACCCUGCUUAUCUCGUUAUUCAACCUUCCUCCGUUGUAGAAGUUGGACCAGAUGGAGUAGAAGCAUCAAAACCUAGUCGGCGUCUAGACGAUAUAACCAUUUAUAUAAUAAUUGCUGGUAUUGCAGCACUGGUUAUCCUGGUAGCUAUACAAGCAACCUUCAUGGUUUGUAGGAAUAGGAAACGAAAAGGGGUGAUGAAGACUAAUAGGCCGAAGGACUGCGAGUGUGCAGGUUGUAAAGGCAAGCGUCGAAAUUGUUAUCGAAUGUGA